UUGCUUGUCUCUCAGCUAACAAACAAUUCGUGUGUCGACCGUGUCAAUCCGCGUAUCGGUGUUUUCUGCCCGAAAGUGGCGUAUCUUUGUGACAACUCGGUUUACUACAUGCUGAUGACGGAACAGUGUCCCAGAACUUGUAACGGAUGCCCGGGAUCGGGAAGUGCAACGUUGCCGCCAAGUAGUAGAGGAAAACUUCUGUCUACUUGUGUUGAUCGUGUAAACCCACGUGCUGGCAUUUCUGAUUGCCCACAGAGAGCAUGUCUCAGUAGUAACUCGGUUUACUUUGAGCUAAUGACGGAACAGUGUCCCAAAACUUGCAAUAAAUGUCCGGGGACAGUUCAUGCAACGCCGGCUGAUUCAAAUUAG
This is a messenger RNA of Angiostrongylus costaricensis, 369 nucleotides long. The record is from the annotation of a GenBank genome assembly. NCBI's taxonomy places the organism in Eukaryota, Metazoa, Nematoda, Chromadorea, Rhabditida, Metastrongylidae.